AUGUGUGUGUGCGUGUGUGUGCGCAUGUGGAAGACAGAAGAGCUAUAAAAAAGUUCAAAUCAGAACAUUCUAUAAUUUAGUCGAAGACAAACAGAGUGGACGCCAGACUGCUGAUACCAAUCAUAGGUCUAUAAGUCUAUUAUUGUAUCAGAUAAAGAAAGGCAUACACUUAGGCAAAGUCCACAACGAGUUGAUAUGAGUUUAAGACUCAGGAAUGUGUUUAAUAGUUCGUCGAGGAAGUUUCCCGAAUUUUGAUAAUGGCAUGUAUUUAUGAAAGAGUUAAGGGCUAUAAAAUGUUCAAAGCAGAAUAUUCUAUAAUUUAGUCGAAGACGAGCAAAGCGCGCAGUUACAGUGUGUUUACAACGUUUUGCUAGAAAAAUGGCAGAAUCAUCAUUAUCAUCAUUAUCAACCGUAGAACGUGAACUGCAGAACCAGGCCGCUCAAUUAGGCUCGCUAGACGAAUACCUCGCAUGGGAACAAAAGUGCGACGAGUGUCUCGAGUCGUUGGAACAGCAUAGCCGAGCCAAACAACCACGACUAUCGGUUGGUUCAGCGCACUCGAUGGUUGCUCGUAUAGCGCAACUCGAGGGUUUAAAAAAUACUUUGCGCAGACGUUUUGUAUACGCAGGUGCCGGACAUUCGACACUUGUUUGGCGAGAAAUCGAUACAGCGUUCAAUAGUCGCAUAUCAACCGGGGCGAUUGUAAAUACAGACUAUAUCGACCCUCUUCGAUUCCUCCAAGAUGUGAAGAAUAUCGUGCUCGAGCAUGUGCGAAGCGUUAUGAAGAGACAUGGUAGCAUAAAAGUGAAUACUGUGUUCAACGGUGAAUUUGUGGCAGGUAAUAAACGCGCGAACAAGAGCAUUAAUACGAGGAACGUUGAACUUUUUUUCACAUCCGAUCUAGACAAUUGGUUCGCGAUGCGUGUUAUCGAACCCACCUUAGCGUCCAUGGAAGAAUUUCAGGAACGAGAUAGCGGGUGGACACUCUCGCGCAUACUCAAUCUGACCGUUAAUGUUAACAAGUACAAUCCAUUACAUUCGAGAUGUCAUAUCGAGUUACCGCGCGAAAUAAAAAUGAAGCGGGCUAUAAUCAACGUGCAAUCUAUGGACAAUGCAUGUUUCGCAUGGGCAGUGGUUGCAGCGUUAUGUCCAGCCGACAAACACGCAGAUCGUCAAUCUUCGUACCCACACUAUACAUCGGUUUUGAAUAUGCAGGACAUUGAAUUUCCAAUGCGCAUAAAUCAAAUUAAAAAGUUUGAACGGUUGAACGAUAUCUCGGUCAACAUUUAUAGUGUGGAGAAGAGAUAUGACAACGCGACAAAGAAAGAAGGAAACGUGGUCGCACCUAUACGUCUUACGGAACAGAAAAUGGAGAAGCAUGUCAACCUGCUGCAUAUCCCAGAUCCGCGAGAUGAUGAUAACACUGGGCACUUCGCGUGGAUCAAGAAUUUGUCCCGACUCGUCAGCUCACAACUGAGCAAAAAGGAACACAAAAAACAUAUUUGCGACCGGUAAGUAUACACAAAGAACG
Molecule: messenger RNA, 1531 nt
Organism: Harpegnathos saltator (Jerdon's jumping ant)
Lineage: Eukaryota; Metazoa; Arthropoda; Insecta; Hymenoptera; Formicidae
Exons: 1
Coding region: 379-1515 (378 amino acids)
Source: RefSeq, a predicted model, not a curated record